Papilio polytes (common Mormon) is the source of this 1324-nucleotide messenger RNA. Its product is annotated as homocysteine S-methyltransferase 2-like. The transcript has 8 exons. Gene Ontology annotation, biological process: S-methylmethionine cycle. NCBI's taxonomy places the organism in Eukaryota, Metazoa, Arthropoda, Insecta, Lepidoptera, Papilionidae. The record is from RefSeq and is a predicted model, not a curated record. Gene Ontology annotation, molecular function: zinc ion binding; S-adenosylmethionine-homocysteine S-methyltransferase activity. Bases 178 to 1209 code for a protein of 343 amino acids.
AACGUAGUGUUGUUGAGACGCUGCGGCGGACACGACGUGUUGUGCUCGUGUUCAGUGCUUGUUUAUACUUCAACACACGAUGCUACUAUAAAUAUAACACAUACGUUACUCAGCUGUGUGAUUUCAACUAAUACGUGUUGUUGAUUUAAAACAUUUUUUUUUUUAAAAUACAUAGCAAUGAGACCGAGCACAGAGGAAGGCGUGGAGCCGCCGCAGAUCGUGGUGCUGGAUGGGGGAUUCUCUACGCAGCUGUCGUGCCACGUUGGCCACGUCAUCGACGGCGACCCGCUGUGGAGUGCGCGGUUCUUGCACACGCAUCCCAAUGAAGUCGUUAACACACAUCUCGACUUCCUCAGAGCGGGGGCUCAUUUAAUAAUAACAAACACGUAUCAAGCGUCAGUGGACGGGUUCGUGGAGCACCUGGGUGUCUCCCCGGAGCAGGGCUACGAGCUCAUAGUGCGCGCGGUGGAGCUUGCCAAACGCGCGUUGAAUCUUUAUUUAGAAGAAUAUAGAGGCUGUAUACAAGAUGAUCAUGUGCCUCUUGUUGUGGGCUCAGUGGGCCCUUACGGUGCUCAUCUUCACGACGGAUCCGAAUAUGACGGCAGCUAUGCUGACACCACAACCGUUCAAACAAUGCGGGAAUGGCAUCGGCCUAGAAUUCAAGCUCUAGUAGAAGCGGGUGUGGACCUGCUCGCCUUAGAAACAAUACCCUGCCAAGAGGAGGCCGAAAUGUUAUGCGACCUGUUGAGAGAGUUCCCCAAUGUUAAAGCUUGGCUCGCAUUCAGUUGUAAAGAUAACCAAAGUAUAGCACAUGGCGAGAGCUUCCAGAAAGUGGCAAAAAAAUGCUGGGAAGCGAAUCCGGAUCAAUUAGUUGCGGUGGGGGUGAACUGCUGCGCCCCCUCCUACGUGUCCACGCUGCUGAAGGGAAUCAACGACGACCGGCCGCACGACCCCAUUCCAUUGAUCGUUUAUCCCAACUCGGGCGAGAAAUACAAUCCGCAAAUAGGAUGGAUUGACCGCGACAAGUGCGAAGCUGUGGAGGUGUUCAUCCAGGAGUGGUUGGACCUUGGCGUGCGGUACGUGGGCGGCUGCUGCAGAACCUACGCCACUGAUGUUUCACGCAUCCGUAACCAGGUGCACUGCUGGCGCGACCGCAGGCGCUUCCAGGCGAAGUACCAAGCUAAUCUCAAUAGUAAUAAUGUACACUAACUGGUGCCUAUACGUUUAUGUUGUUUGUAAUGUUUACAUGUAAAUUUCAUAUAUUCGUCUGGUUAUAACAAGAAAAAAAUUGUUUUGUUGAUAAUUAAAAUGAUUAUUUCAUUUA